AUGUCUCUGUCUGGCGACAUCUCGUCUGCGAUGCCCCUUGUCGCAAUCCUGCUUCCUGCGCUUGCAAUAGUGGUGCUCUGGGCUACUGGCUACCUCAACACCCUCGUGUACCUUCGACAGGGCAAAGGCGACAUUCAGCGGCCAGCGACGUAUGCGUAUGGCUCCGUUCGGCAGUAUCCAAAAGUCUCCCUUUACAGGAAGGCAGAGGAGUUCUUCUACUACACAUACUAUCGCUUGUUUGCCAUCUACAAGAGUGGGCGCAUGCCACCGCACGUUCUUUAUGGAGAGAACUUCAUUGAGGAAUUCUUGGUCACGGGUAUUCAGUUGAAGCCAAGAGUAGUGGUUACUCCGAUGCGAGCUCGAGGCACGGCACUCGACAUUGACUGGAUGGGAGAUUGGAAGAAGAGCAAGCAAACCAAUGAGCUCAUCAAUGCUGCUUCAUUCGACUAUGGUGGUUUCGGCUUCCUUGAGGCUGGCGCCGUCGACGUGCUAGCGAAUUGUGUCACUCGCGUACCGCACGUCUCUUUAGAGGGCACAGAGCUCAUUGCACAGGCUGCAUGUGAAGCAGGCGCCAGAUUUCUUGGCUAUGACUUCUGUCACUUUGCAACGAGUGGCUAUACGAUGAAUCUCCUUGCCUUCCCAGCUCUAGCAAAUGCUGGCACUGCUCAGGGCAAGAAGACCAUCUUCUUCAUGGAUUCUUCCAACCACAACUCUAUGUUUGUCGGAGGCUACGUUUCCAAAAAUGCUCGACUGGUACGAUUUAUUCACAAUGAUAUCGUCGACCUGGAAGAGAAGCUCGCUUCCUUUGCCGACAAGCCUGACUUGAAUCUUGUUGUCGCUAUUGAGGGCAAUUACAGCAUGGAAGGAGGUCUUCCGCCGCUUCCAGCUAUUGUGGCACUGAAGAAGCAGUACGGGUUCCAGAUCUACAUUGAUGAGGCACACUCUUUCCUAUCGAUCGGCAAUACCGGCAGAGGCAUCAUCGAGCACUAUCAAGAUUUGGGCCAUGCUCUCAGCGCGAGUGAUGUGGACUGCGUCGGUGCUACCCUCUCAAAGUCCGCCGGAACAGUGGGAGGUGUCAUCGUUACAAGCGACUCCUUCUUAUCACAGCAUUUGACUCUUCGAGACCAAGAGUGGCAAGCAACCGGCGGCGGUGGUGAGCUACCGACAGUUGUCAAGAUGCGCAUGAUGCAAAUUUGGAAGAAGGAGGAAAUGAUCAAGUCGCGUAUGGCUGCUCUCAAGCAACAUACAACAUACAUCUUGGAGAGCCUUCACCACGCAGGUCUAGUCGUGCACUCGGACUAUCUUUCCCCUGUCAUUGUCAUCAUCACAAUCACACUCAGCGGGUGCGCCAGAUUCGGAGCCGAAUGCCGUCGCUUGGGCCUUGCCGUGACCAUGGCCGGUCCUCCAGCGACUGAGCUCUGGCGCUCUGUCGGAAGACUUUGCAUCAAUGCACUCCUGUCACCGGACGAUGUUGAACAAGUUGUGAAACUCGCUGUCCAAGCAGCGGUCAAUACUGGUGUGACUGAUUCUUCAGCACUGAAGCGAAUCCAGUCCCUGCGAUACAAUUUCAAGGAACUCGGUCCUGCAAAGGAGGCUAUAACCGUGCAGAACGCAACUGUGGACUCGGACCUGCGCACGCUUCUCGAUCGACAAGUUGUCGCAAAUCGCAGCAAGACACUUUCACUACAUAAGAGCCACUUGUUGGAAUCCGCGCGACAGGUGCUAGAGUCUCAAGGCGUCGGCUCUUCGUCUGUACGCUUGUUUUGGGGUACCCAAUUGGCUCAUGUCAAGUGCGAACACGUUCUGGGCCAAUUGCAUCCGUCUUUGACGAAAGCAUUGAAGUCAACGCAUGCGAUGAUCAUGACAGAUGCGCGCAAUGCUGUGACAUCGACACUGGCAGCUUGCAUUUCGCCCUUGGCCGACAAGAAAGGCUAUCAUCUUGUGCUCAUUCCUCAAUCAGCUGGUCCGCAAGUCCUAGAGGCUCUCAUGUCGAUGAAAAAAUCUGCUGCUGUUGGUUUCACUUUCUAUGAUAAUGUAAUGGAGCUUGGCAGCGUGGUGGGCAAGACUUUGGACCAGAACAACAAGCGUGUCCAUCUGACAGUGAUGCUGGAGACUUUGAAUGGCUCGGAACCAAUUUUUCUACCAGACGUCCUGUCGCAGCUGCGAAAUGACCACCGCUAUUUGAAGCGCAUCUCUGGCGUGCAAAUUCUGCUCAAUGAUAGCCAGACGUUUGGCCGACUUGGCUCCAAACGUCUCGGGUAUUUGAAUUGGCUGGCCGAUAAGGUCGGGGAGAAUGGCUUGAAGAGCGCGCUGGACGCGCUUGAGAAGCCGAUCCGUUUCCUCGUCAUGGGAUCGUUUCACGAGGCUUUCGGAUUGCAGGGUGGCUUCGUCAUCAGCGAGGAGUACCUCAUCAAAGUCCUCCAUUGGACAUCUCGAGCAUUCAUUUUCUCGACCGCACCGCUGCCAUACAACAUCGAGAUGGCACGUCUAUCAGUCGAGCAGCUUCAACAAGGCGCAAUUCCCGCGAAAGAGCAGGCAACUGCCACGGAUUCUGCUGAGCAGAUCGUGGCCAGCCUUGCAUUGUAA
Protomyces lactucae-debilis is the source of this 2586-nucleotide messenger RNA. Its product is annotated as pyridoxal phosphate-dependent transferase. The record is from RefSeq and is a predicted model, not a curated record. Gene Ontology annotation, biological process: biosynthetic process. The transcript is spliced from 2 exons. Gene Ontology annotation, molecular function: pyridoxal phosphate binding. NCBI's taxonomy places the organism in Eukaryota, Fungi, Ascomycota, Taphrinomycetes, Taphrinales, Protomycetaceae. The coding region runs from base 1 to 2586 and encodes 861 amino acids.